AUGGUCUACUCAGGUGCUGGCGAUGCUGAUAGUACGUGUGACUGUGUUUCCGUCAUCUGCGAUAGUUCUGUUGACAGUGUACAGGGCAUCGUCUUCAUCUACGCGCUUUGCGUUCUCGGUGUCAACAAGUGGAGAAUACGCAAAUAUGCCAUAGCAGAGGCAAAGGAACGGGAAGCGGAGGCCGAGAUGUACCCGAUGCUACACAAAGACGAUAUCCCAUUCGGCGCACGAGCUCUGGAAAGCGGGAUCGAGAUAGAAGGGAUCUGGAAUUCGAACCCCAACACACCGAUUCCAAGCCCCCACCAGCCUGCAACUCCCGUGGGAAGUAGGCCUGCGAGUCUGAGGCCCAUGUCACUGCCUCAAGAUUUCGAAAGCCGCAGCGCCUCGUCAGAUUCACAUGGCCAGAUGAUCAGUCCAAAGCCCGUGCUGCCGGCUGGCCAACGGGGAAGUUUGCCGAAUUUCGACCCUGCGUCUGCAGGCUACAUCUAUGAGACACCGAGACUGGACGGGCUGCAGAUUCCGAUGAGACUUCCUGAAAGGCACAAGAUCCCCCCGAGAUCUAUCCUCGUGUCGCCCGCCAAAGAAGAGUCCUUGGUCAGUGUCAAAGACCCUAUCCCCAGAGAACGACGGAUCAGCUUCCAUUCCCGGGCACUGCCGCCGCCUCAGCACCCGGAUGCAACAGAUUACCGAACAGGCUUGAAUGAAAGCCAUGAACAGUCGGAUCAUGUCGCAGAAUUGGCAGGCAAUGACUCUCAUUCUUCACCGGAGUUCAAGCGAGCGUCACGAUUCGCAAGUAAGUCGUUCGCGAUGUGGUUGACUGAGCGUGAGACUAAUGAAGACCGUGAUCAUAUAGAACGCCUUCGUCGUCGCUCGUCUGAAGAGUUCCGCCGCAAAAUGAGUCAGAUUUUCAAUGACAACAUUUCAGCUGGAGUGUCCAGGGAGCAGUUGGAAUUCAACCCGGCCUUGCGAGAGUACCACCGGCGGGAUUUACGAAGGUCUUUGCUUCGUCCGUUUCGUCCAAGGCGCAGUAUCUUGGUGAAUGAAUCCCCUGAGGGGGUUGAACAGCCCCCGUCUUAA
Penicillium olsonii is the source of this 1077-nucleotide messenger RNA. The record is from the annotation of a GenBank genome assembly. NCBI's taxonomy places the organism in Eukaryota, Fungi, Ascomycota, Eurotiomycetes, Eurotiales, Aspergillaceae.